This is a messenger RNA of Trichoplusia ni (cabbage looper), 7722 nucleotides long. RefSeq lists its product as uncharacterized. Gene Ontology annotation, biological process: transcription by RNA polymerase III. Gene Ontology annotation, cellular component: transcription factor TFIIIC complex. Bases 506 to 7534 code for a protein of 2342 amino acids. Gene Ontology annotation, molecular function: protein binding. The transcript is spliced from 32 exons. The record is from RefSeq and is a predicted model, not a curated record. NCBI's taxonomy places the organism in Eukaryota, Metazoa, Arthropoda, Insecta, Lepidoptera, Noctuidae.
UAAAACAGUUAAAUAACUGCUUGUGGAAAAAUCAAAAUAUGGGAAUUGAGUAAAACUAUUCAUUACCUGUAUCUUGGAACCUUCUACGAUGGCGCCAUCUAUAAGUGCAGACAAGUAAACAAUUACCCCGGCAACAUUUUCUUUUGCAGUUACGUUAUCGAUUUAGUCUUAAAAUUGAACCUUAUGUCUAACACCUAAGCCGAUAAUUUCCACAAAGUUUAGCACAACCUAACUUUGUGCAUGGUCUACUUCAGUCGAGUGAUCAUAACCUCCUAAACAAUUUUCAUGUGAAUUACUUGUGUAUCGUAUUUUCUGGUGCAAUAGGUGAUUACAAUUAAGCAAGGCUUUGUGCUAACUGGUUAAUUUAGGUUUGGCCUGCUGUUUGUGUAUUUUUUUAUUGUUUUAAAAUGCUUCUUCGUUUUGUGUAAAAAAAAACACGGACAUGUAGCCUGUUAAGCGUGCGGGAGUGUCAAAGAUUUGGUACAUGACUAUGUAAAAAAUCAAAAUGAGUACAAAAAGUGUGAAAAAGUGUAAACAUCCAAAAAAGAUGAAAUCUUCUAAACCCAGUGCAAAGCCAGAGGUGUUUGUGUUACCUCCAGAUAUAUUGAAACAGCUUGGCAUUAGUAUUGGCCUAGGUAAUGUUACUGUGAACCCGGAAACCAUCCCUACACCACCUAAAAUUGUACCAAAUUCUGAUGUUGUUAACUAUGAAAACAUCAAUAAAAUUACUACUUCAUGUAAUAGCAGGGAUACCUCUGAGUCUUCUAUUUUGGAAACAGCUAACUUAAUGAAAAAGUCUGUUUUCUUGAGUCCAACUUUUGUUCCGACUGUGUCAAAUGCAAUAUCAGGAGAAAUACAAUUAGUUUGUAAUAACAAUGUACGCAGUUCAGAGGCUGUUGAAACAGAAUUAGUAGAUACUCAUAAUGUUCUUGAACCUGUUGAUAGCACUGAAAUUGGCAAUGCCCUCCCUGCAGUAAAUAACAUGGAAAAUGUUAGUUUAAUUCAAGAUCAAAUUAAGUUAACAGGUGACUUUACUGUAAAUGAGGUUUUUCCACCAGUUUCAAAUGGUUGUACAUAUGAAGAUGCUGAAACUUUUAAUGACGAUGACAUGCAAAUUGAAAAUAGCAUACCAUCACAAAUUAUAAUUGGUGACGAAAGCAAUGUCGUUGAUUUAUUUGCAGCUAGCAGUAAUAAUAAUGUUAUAUCUACAGAUGAUCCAAAUGUCCAACUGCAUAUUUUUGACAAAAAUGAAAUUUCUGAUAUAAUUAAAAAAAGUAACACUAAAAUAAAUAUUAUAUCAGACGAGUCCAUUACAAUAUCAAAACCCGAAGAUAUACAAUUACAGUCUUCGCAGGACCUUUCUCCAGUACCAGUUAAUACUGUAGUAGCUACUCAAAAAGUUAAUAAAAAUAAAAUAUUAAUGCCACAUGAUACAACUGAAAUACAUCUAGUUUUAACUGAAGAUAAUACUGAACAUGAAAGCAGAGAACCAAAUAAAAUAGACAGGGAAACAAAUCAAAAUAAUAAUAAUUUACAUAUAGAAAAGGAAUAUGAUAUGGCGCCUUUAGAAGCAACAAAACAACUCGAUCAUACAAUAAAUGUGUUCAAAGGUAAUACAUUGGAUAAUAUGGAUAUAUGUAUGGAAGGUGAUCAAACACAAGUUCUUCAACAUUCCCCAAGAGAAGUAGAAGUUAAUCCUGAAACAUGCCAUUCUGAAAACCUAAUUAAUGGUGAUAACACUUUAAUAGAAAGCAAAGGCCAAUUAGAAGUUAGUGAGGAGAAACAUAACGAGAGUGAAUCAAUACAAGUUCCAAAAAGUGAUCCUGAAUCAAAUAACAACAAAUCACCGAAUAAUACAGAAAUAGCUAACCAUGAUAAAAUUAGUGAUAAAAGUCAAAGUAGUUCCAUGAAGGAAUCCAUUGAAAAGGCUGAAGGGAAAUGUAAUUUAGAGUCACAAAAUAAUAGGAAUCAAAAUUCCAAAAAACAUAAAAUCAAAAAUGCCAAAAGUAAGAAUAAGUCUAAAAGUGGUGUUGAUAGUGAUCGAAAUAAGAGUAAAAGUAGUUCGGAUGAACAUAAUAAUUUGCCCAUUAAAGACGUAAUAGAAAAACCACUACCAAACGAAAACUCAGUCAGUAUAAGUGAUGGAAACCCAACCAUAAUUACUCAAGCCGAUAAAGUUAAGGAGAUAGCAGCAUACUUAAGAAAGCUUUCUCAUAUUUACACUGACAAAAAAAAAGCGAAAACUCAAUUAGCUAAUGAUACGACUAUAAAGGAGACUAUACAAUCUAAUACCAAUAUGAUCAAAUCUAAAUUAUGUAUUCAAGGUGUUGAAAAACCUGGUGGAAAAAGUGUUUCAAAGGGAGCCCGCGAUGAGUCUAAAACCAUUAAGACCUAUGCUAGGAGUAACAAACAAAAACCAUUGAUUAAAAAUACUAAAGCUUUGAGAAACAUUGAAAAAUGUGUCGUUGUUCAGGCAUCAGAUCAAGAACUGAAUAUUGUAGACAUUUCUAAACCUUGUAUUACACAAGAAUUUUGUAUAUGCCAUGAUUUUGGUCGCAUGUCUUACUGUGACCAUGGUGAUGACUGUGAGCAUGUGCAUUUUGCAAAUAUUACUACAAAUUCUAAUUUAGAUUUAAUAUUUUCCAUAUACAGUGAUGAGGUACUUGUAAAUAAUAAUGUUGAAGUUGAAAUAAUAGAAGAACAAAAGACUGAAGAAAUUGUAGAAACUCAGAAUUUUUGUUGGAAUGUCUUUGAUAGUGAAGAUUUCGGCCUAGAUGAUAUAGAUCUUAACACUGCCGGAGAUAGACAGGACUUUUCCUGUGGCGUUAAAUCAAGUGGAGCCUCUGAUAAUGUUGAUUAUAUUAAAGGUAAAAAUAGUAGUGCUACAACUGAAACACUUGAUGAAGUUGAUGCGGCGAUAAUUAAUACGCCUAAAAGUACUGCAAAUAUAAAAGAUGCUAAGAGCUUAAAUGCUAAUAACAGCUCAGCUGUAAUUAGCGAUAACAAAAAAGAAUAUAAGAAAAAGGGUGGUGAUCGAAAGUCAUCUGAAACAUUACAGACUACUUCAGAAAGUAAGGACUCGGAUUCAGAAGAUGUUAGUUUAAAGGUUCUCAAAAUUGCCAAGGAUAAUAAAAAAGAAAAGAAUUCAUCUAAAGCUAAAGAAAAUGCUUCCAAUGAAAGUCAGAAUAAAGAAACUAAAAAUAACUCAGAGAAGUCAAAGGAGAAAGAAAAACAAGUUAGUCAAGAGUCAACCAAAGUGAAAGAAAAUAAGGCCCAGAAACGGCGUUUGUCAGAUAAAUCGUCAUCUUUGACGCGACGGAUGAGCAGUGAGCCUUCUCACAAAAAAAAUAUUAAAUGUGCCUUAUGCAAUAAUCUCUUUAGCGAAGAGGAAUGGGGGCACCAUGUUGCUACUCAGCACCAACACAUAGCGUGGAAAGCUGGUCAAUCUAUUGACUUGGACAAUCCAGAGUUAUUGAACAAAUUGAGUAAACAGUUGAAAAAACGUGGUUUUUUGGAGUGUCCUAUAUGCGCGACGGAGAAAAAGAAAUUGAAAUCAUUUAUUAUACAUGUCAAAAGCUGUAUUGAAGAAAAGGCUGCAAGCACUAACUCAAAAGACAAAGGUACUCGCAGACAGAGAUUAGAGGUGUUUGAAGAGGUCACAUGCGGCGUGUGUCAGCAAAGUGUUCCGGAAGAGAAUUGGCUUGAACAUAUAGGAAAGGAACAUAAUUACUUGUCAUGGAAAGACGGACAAGAUGAACCCUGGGAUGUAGAAGAUGAAGCUCUCGUUUCUCAGCACUUACUAAAUAUCGUCAGAGGAAACGUGAAUUUGAUUUGUUACAAGUGUGGACUGCAACGUAGACGUGUCAAGAUGUACUUGUCGCAUAUCAAAUCGUGUGAUGGCACUCGGAUGAGCGUGGAUGAUUCUAUGAGCGUUGACCCGAACACAAGCAGUAUUGAAAUUGAAAUAGUAGAAUCUAAGACAGUGCAAUGUGGAGUUUGUAAGCAGGAUAUGCCAACUCUAAAAUGGAUGGAACACAUAGCCAAGGAACACAAUUAUUUGGCUUGGCAGGAAGGAGAUACACCGGUGGACUUGGAGGACGAGGAAGCUGUAUGGAAACAUUUGUUGCAAAUUAUCAGAGAUUAUGGAUGCUUAAUAUGUCACAAAUGUGGCUUGAGUCGCAAACGCGUUAAAUUAUAUUUGACUCAUAUUGAGACGUGUGACGGUACUGGGGUUUCCUUGGAAGACUCCUAUGCCAGUGAGUUUAAUGCAAGCAAUGUGGGGUCUUCAGAGUUGAACAAAGAUAAAGAUGUGGAAUGCGGUGUAUGCCAUAAGACUAUGCCCGCCUCGGACUGGGUCGACCAUAUAUGCAAAAAUCAUAACUAUUUGGCGUGGAAAGUUGGAGAGCCUCCUUUGGAUGUAGAUAAUGAAGAAGCAAUUUGGAAUCAUCUGCAGCAAUACAUUAGAUCUAGUGACGGAUUGAUUUGUCAUAAAUGUGGUUUACAACGCCGGCGAGUUAAAUUGUAUCUGUCGCAUGUUACAACUUGUGAUGGUAGUGUGCCUGUGAGCGAUGUUUCAACAAACAACAUCAGUGUAGAUAACUCGAAUAAUCGUUAUUUCGAAGUACCUAUAGAAACGAAUGAGAAGAAGAAUAUGGAGUGUGGGGUGUGCAACGAGACAGUUCCUAUCUCGCAAUGGGUGUUACACAUCGGACAGAGGCAUAACUAUUUGGCAUGGCCGGCUGAAGGUACCCCUUUGGACCUAGAAGACGUAACAAUGUUGCGAAGUUAUCUGCUCAACGUUUCCAAACAAAUUGGAGGGCUGAUAUGCUACAUUUGCGGUAAAAAUAUAAAAUACUCAAAAACAUACCUGUCGCACGUAAAGGAAUGCACUGGAGUGUCGGUGGUCCCCGAAGACUCUACAUCAAACUGCUCUGCGGCCACUGCAGUGAAUAAGAAGGUUAUAAAAUCCGAGCCGGUUGUAUGUGGAGUUUGCGAGGCCACAGUUGAAGGCACGGACUGGUUGAAUCACAUGCACAAAGCGCAUCAGUACAUAGCCUGGAUAGAGGGAGAACCGCCCAUUGAUGCAAAUGAUCCUGAAAUGGUACAGCGUCACUUGUACGAUGUCUCCAAAAUGACGGGAGGUCUGAAGUGUCUAAAGUGCGGUGUCAGGCGGAAGUACGUCAAGACGUAUCUGCAGCACGUAGAGUCUUGUGAAGGCAGUGUGAACUCUUCGGAACUGCCUACUGCUUUGAUGAGUAAAGACGAACUGGAAUGUGCUCUAUGCGCCGCAAAGGUUGUACCCAAGGAUUGGCGGGACCACGCUAUGAAGCAACAUUAUAACGUUGCUUGGGUUGUUGGCGACCUUCCUAUUGACUUGAAUAGCCCAUACUUAGUUGAGGGUUACAUCAAGGAGUAUUUACGCAGAUUCAACAAAUUAGUUUGUAAAAAUUGUGGUGUUAGCAGAGUGUCGUGUGUAGGAUUCUACGCACAUAUAUUAACAUGCGGUAAAACUGAAGAGGAAACAGAGCAGUACAAAGCCACAUGUGAAAUAUGCAAUAACAAAUACUUGCGAAUCUACAAAAGUCAGCACAUGACUGUGCAUAGGGAGGCAGAAUACUCUGCGGAGCGAAAGUUGCUCCUCGCUAAAGAGAGAGAACUAAAACGACAAGAUGAAGACAAACCUGUUGAAGUUGUGUUUGGUCGCAGGAAGGCUGCAGAAAAGGCAAAGACGGUCAUAGAAAAGUAUAAGGACGCCCUGCAAGAGGGUGGAAACCAUUGCUCAAAAUGUGGAUUUAAUACUGAAGUUGAAGGCGAGCUCUUAAAACAUGUAUGUGUCGAUCAACAAUGGGGUGAAGUUAGUGACUCUGAUGAAUCUGUCAAAAUGGACAGUAGUUCUUGGGAGGAGUCUGAUGAAAGUGACGUCGAUUCUAAUAUAUCUGAGGAGGAAAGAGAGGCGUAUGAAGAGGAAAUCAAAAAGAAACGAUAUUCAGAUACUACUCCAUCCAAAGUUGUGCGUCUACCAUAUCAAGUUCGAAACCCCAACGCUUAUAUGAAACGAUGCGCAGAAGAAUAUGCUGCUAACUAUUUAACAGAUGAGGAUCUGUUUCCCCAGUGGCAUAGUUGCGAAUAUGAAGCUGUGCCUGAAAACGAAAUAGUGAAAUAUAUGCCUCCCGUCGAAGAGUCAUGUAAUGUGAGGAAUAGUGAAAGCCAAAGUUGGAAGACGUUAAAGAGAUUUGGAUCUGAAAGAGAUAAAGACACGCUAACCCUGUUCGUGGGCGCGUGUAUCCAGUGCAUGUCGUGGGUGCCGGGCGGGCGCGCGCAGUUCCUGUCGCUGGUGAGCCACCGCCACAGCGACGUGCCGCGCUACGCCUGGGACUCCAGCCACACCUCGCGCGGACUCGUGCAGAUAUGGGACUGCGGGGACUUUACACAGUAUACGCCAAAAUUUGUGCUUGGAUUAGCACAUGAUUACGGAACUUUUUGGGCCAUGGAUUGGUGCCCUUCUGGGGCUAGGGAUUUGGUCGAUUUCGUUCCUAAAGAAAAUCAAGUGCAAAGACUCGGGAUGUUUGCUGCGGCCUGCUCCAACGGCAAUGCGUAUAUAUUCUGCGUGCCAUAUCCUUCAACAAUCACUGAAAACGACAAGCUGUUCUAUAAAAUAAAGCCGGUUGUGGAACUGAGAUUGACAAUGAGCCGGGAUCGAAAAGAUUUUCAAGCCACUUCUAUCAAAUGGUCUGCACAAAAAGGUCAUUCGCACGUGGUUGUCGGUUACUCGGACGGUUGCACAGCGUUUUAUGACUUGAACGGUGACUCUCCAUUACUAAAGACAAUAGAAGGCAACAUCACCGUGUUCUACCCGUACCACGACGAACGCGUACAAAACUCCUGUAUAGAAGACGUGGACGUGUUCCCGCGCUCGGGCGCAAGCGCGGCGGGCGGCGGCGUGGUGUGCGGCGGCGGCGCGGGCGGCGCGGGCGCGGGCGCGCUGCAGUCGCACGUGGCCGCCUCGCGCCUGCUGUUCCCGCCGCACUGGCCCGCCGCGCUGCUGGCCGGGGACGACUGUCUCGUGAACCAGUCCAUCAACGAGCUGGAGUGGUACGGUAACGGGCGGCGGCUGGGCGGCGUGCGCUGCGCGGCGGGCUGCGCGUGGUGCGGGCGCGUGGCCGCCGCCGCGCUGCCGCUGCUGCGACUGCUGCGCCUGCAUCCAUGCUAUACGGAGCUGCACAAGCUGGUUAUUGGUACGAUUCAAAUGAUCCCGCUCGGUAGCAAGAGGAAGCGACAGAACGAUGAACUUGGCAUGACCGUGGAACCCAUCACGUAUAAUGAAGUCGUCAAAAAAUACGGGAUCGAGUUCAAGCCCAUUGCAACUAAGGAUAGGGCGACACAGCAGAAGCUAACAGCGAUGCCUCGAGAUACAUAUCCCGAACGUUUCCCGCUCUCUGACGUCACUUCCAUGAAAUUCUGUCCUACGCAGCAGUAUCAUGACAAGCUAGCCGUCGCACUGCAUGCCGGAUUCAUAUUUAUUACCACCACCUAGUAAAGGAUGCAAGAAAAUAGAGCUCGCAGAAUGCGAAUUAUGGAUAAAGUUCGUGGCAAAGGUGAAAGUCGUCUGUUUGUUAUGUCAUCGGCGGCGUGUGAUCCGUUUACCAGUUAUUUGUGUCGAAUUAUAUGAUAAACAUUUACAAAGAAUAUCACAAUAUAGAGGUGUAGACUUACUUAGAUAAG